Molecule: messenger RNA, 3585 nt
Organism: Colletotrichum higginsianum IMI 349063
Lineage: Eukaryota; Fungi; Ascomycota; Sordariomycetes; Glomerellales; Glomerellaceae
Product: ABC transporter
Exons: 5
Coding region: 1-3585 (1194 amino acids)
Biological process (GO): transmembrane transport
Cellular component (GO): membrane
Molecular function (GO): ATP hydrolysis activity; ATP binding; ABC-type transporter activity
Source: RefSeq, a predicted model, not a curated record
AUGGCAUCCCUUGAAGAGCUUCUAGAUGGCCUUCACUACCUCUAUCCGGCCCUGGCUUUCACCUACUUUGUCGUCGCUUCUGUCAUUGCGGUCUGCACUCUGCAGACCCUCCGGGCUGCCAACAGCCCAGGAAAGGAGUUCAUCCCUCGCUCGUGGAUUCUCAACCUCUUCGUCGCCUUCGUCUUGACCUACGUCGCUCAGCUUGUCAUCAUUGCCAUUGAAUCCAUCCUGCUGAAGGAAUGGAUUGGCCAGGAGCAUCAAGUUAUCGGCCUGCUCUCCUGCGUUCUCGUCUUCGGUACACAACUCGCUUUCCUCUCUGACACAUUACACCCGGUGUGGACACCGUACUGGGGAUCAUGGCUCAUCUCCCUGACGUUCGAGCCCAUGAUCGCCGUUCCCGACUUGAUUCUCCGACGAUCCAGCACAUUUGAUCACUGCCGCAUCGGCCACCUCGUCUUCGCUGGUUUGCGCUACUACCUGCUUCUUACCAUCUUCUCAGUCUAUGUCGUUCAGCGCAUUCGGGCCAGUCAGGAGGAGGCUUCGGACGAAGAGCGGCAGUCUCUCCUCGGACAAGAUGACCCAAAGUCACGAUUGAGCAGCUCUGGAAACGGCAGCCAGAGUUCUGGCUCAGGGUAUGGGACCAACGACCCGCCCGAGUCGUACUGGGCAGAGCGCCAGCGAAAGGCCCAAGAGGAGAUGGAGAAGCGGCUUCAGGAAGAGGGCAACUGGCUUACGUAUAUCAAGGGUUUCACGAUCCUAUUUCCCUACAUUUGGCCCGUCGGUCAAAAGUCUCUGCAGCUCCGUCUAGCUCUCGUCGGCCUUUGUCUGCUUGCUGGUAAUGCUCUCAACCUGCUGAUUCCUCGCCAAUUCGGUAUCAUUGUCGACGAGCUCAAGGAUCGGGACUUCAGCGGGGCUUGGAUCGGUGUAGCCAUCUACGGCCUGCUAAGAAUUGCUGCCUCCGAUGCCGGUAUCGAGUUCUUGCGCGAAUGGCUGUACCUCCCUCUCGAAGUCUACGCCGACGGCGCCUUGAGCACGGCUGCAUACCGACACAUCCUGAAUCUGUCUGCCGACUUCCAUGACUCCAAGAGCACGUCCGACAUAAGCUUGGCCAUGUACGGGGGAUCCAGCAUUUCCGACCUCUUGGAGUCCAUCUGCUUCCAGGCCUUGCCCAUGUUGAUCGACCUUAUUGUCGCCGUUGUGUACCUGUCAGUCAUUUUGGGACCCUACGAAGGCCUCAUCACCAUUGCGACAAGUACUCUUUUCCUCUUCAUCGCCACGAAAAUGAUCGCAGUGAUGAAGGAGCGCCGUCGAGCCCACGUCAAUGCCCAGUACGCUGAGCACUACGUACGCCAGACUGGGAUUACCGGAUGGCACACUGUCGCGUCCUUUAAUCAGACAACAUACGAGGAUGUCCGCUACUCAAACGCCAUCCACACCCGCAUCAACUGGACCAAGCGUGUUCGUCUCGGAUGGUUCACGGCACAAGCGUUCCAGUCACUCGUUCUCCUUUGCGGUCUCUUGGCCGGUGCCAUCUUGGCGGUCUACAGGAUCAAGAGCAGCAAGGCUACACCCGGUGACUUGACGAUGCUCUUGAUGUACUGGGCCCAGCUCACCUCACCGCUGCGCUUUAUGGCCAGUCUUGGCAAGAAAAUCGGAAGUGACCUCAUCGAUGCAGAACGGCUGUUGGACAUCAUGAAGAAACAGCCUACCAUUGUCAACAAGAAGGGCGCACGAGCUCUCAAGCUUGUCGGCGGCAAUGUCGAGUUUACCGACGUUAGCUUCACCUACGACAACAAGAAGAAGAUCAUCAACGGUAUCACUCUUUCCGUCCCUGGCGGCCAGACGGUGGCCUUUGUUGGCGCUACCGGUGCCGGCAAGUCCACCAUGUUGAAGCUGCUCAACCGUUUCUACGACGCCAGCGAAGGAUCCAUCCUCAUUGAUGGCCAAGACGUCCGUGAUGUGGACUUGCACAGCUUGCGCGACCGGAUUGGCUUGGUACCGCAGAAUCCGGUUCUUUUCGACGACACCAUCAUCAGCAAUAUCCGCUACGCAAGAAUCACGGCCUCGGAUGACGAAGUUUUUGAGGCCUGCAAAGCGGCUUGCAUUCAUGAUAAGAUCUUGACUUUCACAGAUGGCUACAACACCCGGGUUGGCGAGCGAGGAAUUAAACUUUCCGGCGGCGAACUCCAGCGUGUCGCAAUUGCUCGCGCUAUUCUCAAGCAGCCCGAAAUUGUCCUUCUUGAUGAGGCGACGAGCUCUGUAGACACUGACACUGAACAAAAGAUCCAGCAGUCGUUUAUGCAACUUUGCAAGGGACGGACAACUUUUAUCGUUGCGCACCGACUGUCGACAAUCAUGAACGCCGAUCGGAUUGUCGUCAUUGAAGACGGUGAAGUCGUCGAGCAGGGUAAUCAUGCUGACCUCGUCACGGCCAACGGCCGAUACGCCGACUUGUGGUCCAAGCAGACGUUCCUCAAGCCCAAAGACGACGACUCCGCCGACGGCAAGAAGCCGACUGCAACGAAUGGCGACCCCAAGCCAAAUGGCACCUCCAAGGGCAACAGCGCAUCCGUCGUGCAGGCCGACCAAGAUUCGCAGUCCGCAUCGACCGAUACGGGCAAGGGUAGCGAGGGUGUCCAAACUCCCAGUAACCACAAGAAAGAGGGAUCACGACUUAACCCUGUUGCGCCCGAGUUCACGCCCAAGUCUCUAGCCCUCGCGAACGCUGCGGUUUCGACUCCCAACCGUCACAACGUCCCAAAGCUGGCGACGCCGGCUGUCUCGCUCAUCCGCAAACCCGCCAAACAAGCUCUAAACUGGGCCAGCGCUACUUCAUCAUCGGACGACGAGGAUUUCCAGAUCCCCGUCGAAGCAUCUCCCACAAAAGCUGCUGAAAGAGUUCCUCGGUCAACUCUCGGCUCAGGCGUAGUCUCUUGCACGCAAAAAAUAUCUUCACCCGGCACGCUGUCUCGAGUUUUGGAGACCGGGGCCGCCAGCCAGGUCUUUGAUGCGGUGGAGUCGGAUAACGAGUCUGUCCACACCGUCAUCAAGGUUGAGGUUCCUCGGUUCAGAACUCCCCAUGCCACCGCACGGCGUUUCAACGCAAAAAGCGACUCAAUUGGAUUGCCGGUGGAUGACUCCGAGGACGGAAGCGAUGAUUCCGAAGAAUCGACACCCGUAGCGAUAGGAAAGGAAGCAGAGCGCAAGCAGGAGCUUCGCCAUGUUUCUGCCCCGGUUCUGAAAGUACAAGUCGUCGCCCAAGGACAGGAGAAUGCGGUGCCUCCUACAACCAUCAUUGCUUCAACGAUGUCAACAAACGAAAAGCCAUCCGGGCCCACACCUCGCGCGACGGCCGGACCUGUCUCAAUUCCAUCGGCCCCUUCUCCACUCAAGGAGAAUAUAUCACCAAAGCCUCUAGGCCCUUUGCCUGCCUCCGGAUCGCAGCAAUCCAACCAGCACAGGGGCAGGGGAAGGUCUAAUCGCGGCAAAAACCGUGGACGUGGCCGCCAUGCCAAUGCCAGGACUUCAAACGUUCGAGGUGCUGCCAGCGCUAAGACUCCAGUCAACAACAAUCAUCACGUCUAA